AAAUGAAAAUUUAUGAACUGUAACAAACCACAAGAUGGUGCUAUCAUUAUAGACAGUGGAAACAUCACUUCUUGGCAAUGAAUUUAUCUGUUUAUCGUUAAUCGUUACCAGUUUCAGCAUCUCAAAGCAACGAUGCUCCUGUUAAAAAUUGCUCCAUAACUUGCACCAGCACCAAAACAUCUUUUACACUUAGGGGCAUGUGCUCGUUAAGGAUGUGAAAUUACACACAAUUAGAGGCUUGCGGAAUCUUUCUUACUCUCACUGCAGUUUGUUUGACAUGAAGUUCGCUUGGUUGUUAGAAGAAUCAUUAGAAUGUAUGUUUUCUUCCAAAGGAAAAUAAAUUUAAAGAAGACAAUUUUCAGCUCUCCCACAGAUUAAAAAUAGGUUUUCAUUACAACAGAAGAACUUUGGAAACUGAGUUUAGCAAAGCCUUUUAGAAUUUAUGGCACUUUUAUGACUACUUAAGCAGCUUUGGGUUGUACAGAUGGUAAAAGCCUUUUGUAUUUACAGAGGAAUGAGAUUGACACGAGGACAAUAAUUGAGGUGAUGGGCUGUACGCUGUUAGAACAGGUACUUAUCCAAGCUCCUCUGGUGCUCGUUAGAGCCAUUGCUGGCUCCCACAGGUCUGCCCGAGUCCUUCGAUAAACCAUCUUGGCUUUAAUUCUGCUGUAAUAUCACUCCAGCCAGCCAGCGAAUAAAGAAAACAGAUAAAGAUACCAAAACACCCAACAGCAGUCAGGGAUGGGCUCCCAAAAUGUAUGAUUUUUAACAAGAACAUGUAAUGAAGGAAAGCUACCACUCAAUAAUGCAUAUACGGAUGCACCCAAAAGGCUACAUAAAUGGGCAGUUAUCACUGGAAUUAUUAAAUAAUAUUGAACAUAUGAGGCAGAUGAAAUAAUUGAUAAUUGCUGUGCCUUCCCUGCAAGGAUAUCAGCGUGUUCUGCAAACAACAACAGCGAUGACUGCAGAGAACAAAGGAUUUGAGAGGCAAAUAGUGAUUAUUAUCAAUUUCUCUGAGGUUUUUUAAUCUAGAGAGAAAUUGUAGCGAAUGAAUCAGAGGCAGAAUAAUUGCAGUUGAAAAGGGACCCUCUUGACCUGGGAAUGUAUGAUUUGAAGGUGGCUCUUGGGUGCUGUGUGCUGAAUCACUUCCGAAGGGAGACAGAUGUAAAGGAUUGGCUAGCACCGAGAGCAGCUUCACAAGCUAGUCUGUAAACAGCAGCGUUGCGAAGCUCCGAGAGCCAGCUGGGAAGGGAAGACACUCCUCGUAUUUGAGUGCCUUUGACUGCAGGCAGCUGAGGCCACUGAAACCACGCUCUGCUCCAGUGUUUACUUCCAGCUUUGCAAGGUGUGGGCAAGGACUCCAGCAAGGCAGAGAGUGAAGCAACAGCUGCUGUUCAUUGUUUUCCCCACUUCACUUCGUUUGGAUGAGAGUUGAGCAGGAUUGUUUACCUGAGGACAGGGUGAAGAGUGUGGAAUCGUGAUUCGAAGUCAAGGAAAAGUGCUUAAGCCUGAUAUUCUUAGCAAUCAGCAGUGCUCAAAGGUGGAGGACGAUACUAAGCAGCCCAUCAAAGCUAAGGCAGCUACUGUUUGCGACCUCUUGGGAUCAUAAUCCUAGGAAGAACAACAACAAAGUCACAAGUACUGUGGACACAAAGGCAAAAUAAUAACUGUUGUCAAACUUCCAGCAGCCACAUCUACUUUGAAACUGAGGUUGGGACACUGCUGGGAAGCAUUUUGAAAGGAAACAACCUGUGCUGGCCCGGUCCUGGAAAACAGGUGUCCAAAAGAGGGCUUUUCCUUCCUUGCUCCAUUAUGAUCUCUGGUUAGACAUUCUUGUCUGUGUGUGGAAGAGGCAGGAAAAACCUCUGCAAAUUACUUCCCACGUCUGUUGGGAAAAACAAAGAAAUAAGAUAAGAAAAUAAUAAUAGCGUGGGUUGAUUAGCGACCUUCUUGAAGAAUGUCUGCCCAGGACACCGAGGACUUUGGAGCAGAAAACCUCUCGGAGAAGUCUCGGAUGAUUCCUAGCCUCCCACCCUAUGAUAUGGAUGACCAGCUCCUUCCCAGGGAGCCACGGAGUGCCUGGUGCUGCUUGGCAUGGACCCUGGUGGUGGUCACCACAAACAUCUUGGUCUUUCUCAUUAAUUUGCUCCUGUUGUUUGUUAUCUUCACGGUUGUACUGCUUCCUACCAUUGUGGUGGUUUACUUUGGCUUCCAGUGCCACUCUCAGGUGCUGCACUCGUCUGCCCGCUACUGCAAAAGCAUCUUGGAUGACAACAGCUCUUCUGCCCUCAUUAUCCUUGGCUUCGUCAUCAUGUCCCCUCUCAUUGUGGUGGCCAUGGCGACCUACUGCAGCCUGGCGAGGCGUCUCCGGCUCUUCAUGUGCUUCCAGCCAUAUAGCAGGGCUGUGUACAAGGGGGUGAAGUGGCGCUGGUAUGAGGAGGGAGGCCUUUGCGGCUGUGCCAAGGGGUGGAACACUCAAGUCAAGGCUUGGGUGUGAGUUGGCAGCACCAGGGGCCCUGCCCUAGGCAGCACCCUCUUCUCCUGGCCAUUCCUUACCCACCAUCACCUCCCAGAAUCAUCAUCUUGAGGCCUCUGCAGAUGAAGGCUGUGUGGUACCUGGAUGUGAGAAGAAGGGAAAGCCGUUAAUGAGCCAUCUCCUACACCUUUGUCUGUAAGUGGGUAGGAUUCUGCCCACCAUUAGGGAAAUACAGAAGACACAAGUCCUUGAUGGUAAAGACAAUAUUCAGCCCUGAGAAGAACAGGGACUCCUCCCACUCAGAGCACAGCACUGUCUCCAGUCUUGACAGCAUGCUCUGCCUCACCUGGGAUGUAGAGGACUUUGUAUAGGAUAAAACAGUGGUGGGAGUGGCCGCUGACUUUGCUCUAUGCCUCUGAGACCUCUUUGGAAAAGGCAGCCUUUGGUGAAGCGUCCAGCCAAGAGGAAGCAGCUGUGACUUUCCGAACUGUGGGACUGCCGAUGUUUCUAAUCUCUUGCAAAGGCGUCUGUAGGUCGCUGCCUCUGUGAUGUUCGGGAUCUACCACUUUCCUACACAUCAGAUAUUCUUCCCUCGCUGAGCAAUCCCUCUUUUUUGUGGUCUGUAGCUGUGCUUAUGUUCUUUUCUCUGUUCCUGAGUCAGGUCACUGGGAUGGCUGUGGAAACCAAUGCUGACCUUUGGGUUUCUGCCCUGCAAGCUGUUAGUCUGAAAUAGGUAAUGCUGAGGGUUACUAGCCAGCAAACAGCUCCUUGUCCUUCCUGCUGUGGUUAGGUGGCUUUGUCUGGGGCUACAGGUUGGAUUUAGGAUUCCUGGAAGGAGCAGCUGAAGACUCAUGGUGGCUACUGAGCACUACAAGUUCUCCCAGGUCUGGGCUAAGAACUUAUGCCUGCAAAGGGCAGCGUAUAAUGCUUUAUUUUCUGAGGGUCACGAAUAUUGAGAUUUAGGGUUAGUGCUGCAGUUUAAGAGAGGAGAACUAGAAAGGAUCAAACUGACUGCUGGAUGCUGUGGAUCUUUCUGUGCUCCAAUAAGGCUGGAUGUCUGGAGGACCUCGGAGCCAUUUCAGCACUGGCACUGUGUUGUAUUCUUGGUGUGAAAGCAGGACUGAAUGGGCCACAGUGGCUGAAAAUACAAAUACCGCAGCAAAACAGUGUGCGGGGAGUUUGCUGUGCUAAAUGUGGUCUGUAAUGUCCAGGGUGACGUGUGAGGCAACUGCUCCCUGGAGAGGGGCUGCGUGUCUGGAACCUGUUGAGGGGGAACCCCGCCUGAAUUCCCUCCCGUGCUUCUGCAGAGCUCCCCCAGGGCCUGAACUGGUGCUUAGCCAGGUCAGCCGGAUCCCCCUCUUGAUUUCAGUGAUCUCUGAAGCGAUACCGCGGAUUCCUCUGUCAUAUGGCAUGCCAUUAAUUACAGCUGAGUGAAAAGUACAGUGUAUGUGAGAAGGGUUGGACUCGAUCUUAAAGGUCUUUUCCAACCUGAACAAUCCUGUGAUUCUGUACGGCAGGUAGGGAAAAGCUUGAUGCAUAAUUCUCUCCUUUCGAUUCACUGUGGGUGUCUGUAGUAUUCAGUUAGUGGGGUCUGUGUGCUGCUGAUCACUGUGAGCUCUGUGUUCCCGCUGGCUCUUGCUCCCCUGUCCCUCAAAUAUAACCAUUUCAAGUGUUAUGUAUAAAUAAAGAUCAUGCCGUAGCUCCACCGAGGGAGUUUCUGUUCUGUCUGGAAGCACUGGCUGCAUCAGAAACAGCUGUGUGGUGCCCAUUGUACCACAGUACGUGUCACUGUCGGUUAAAAUGUAAUUUCUGCUUGCUUUGAUGAUUGAUUUUUCCAGUCUACAUAGCCCUGAGAGCCGUGGUCCCUCUCAGAGAAACAACCAGUGGUGGCCAUGGGUGAAAAAGAAUGGAAUUGCCAGAAAACACCUCAUUUGCGUACAGUGGGACACCGAGUCCUGCCACCAAACCAGACAAGAACAGCACAGGGGCAGCUGGAGGUAAGCAUGGCGCUGUUGCUAGACCCUUGUUUUGAGACACUAGAGCUGUUGGCUCAAUGUCUUGCUGGCUUCCCUGUGUCCUGCAACUCACCUGCCAGCUGUACCCCCAUCUGCCAGGGACCCCCUUCUGCUGUCACCGCCUGCCCCGGGGAGACAGGAGUGGGUUUGUUCCAAGUGAUGCUUUUCCAGCCAGCGGCUUGUAGUGCAUUUGCAUCUGUACAGUGACAAAAUCUUGGGGGAGAGCUGUAUUCUCCCUUUGUUGUGCUUGCAGAUGUGCUUGGAAUGUAAUGGGAAAGACACACACAGGAGAGAAAAAUUUGGAGAAGGCAUAAGCAAGCUGUUCCGGAUCCCCAGGGCUCAGAAAGCAGCCUGCCUUCAACUCGUUCCUUUAUCAGAGAGCCAACUUAGAGUCAGGAGCAGAUGAUCAUCCCGUGUUGUGCCUCAGAAGCGAAAUAUCCAUUUAAAAAAUAAAAAGGGAAUUGCAGUUGCUCACACUGCUGAUGUGUUUGUUGCCAUUCUUCCCUUUCAGUGUGGCCUGUUUCCUCCUCACACCUCUGCUGUCAGUCUCUGUCUCAUUUUGAAGAGUUAAAAGGAGAGAAAUAAUCUGACAGGACCGAGGGGAGAAACAGCAGAAAGUUCCGUUUCAUGAAAGGGAGAUGUCGUGCUACAGGAUAAAAACCAGGUUUGCCUGAAGGUAAUAUUUGCUGAGGGAGCACAGAUGGUUGAUAGGAGCUGUUGUUCCUGUUGCUCACCUGUCAGUGAAUCCAACUGCUUUUACAAGGAAAGGAUUCCUAAAGCUGCCUGGGGGGCAAGUAUCGCAGUCAGCCUCUGCAGAAGAAAUUGGGAGUUAUCAGGAAGGCCAUUGCCCAUAAAACUUGGUAUUUCGCUUCACAGAGAGUUUUAAUAAACAAAGAGGAAAUGAAUCUACCUGAAAGCAUGCCGAACAGACCUCGUGUCGGAGAGUUCAGGCUGUACCUCAAGGGUGUCCUGGUCUGGCAGAGAGCACAGCGAUGCAUCGCAAGCACUGCUGGAGCUCUGAUGUGAAACGAGUUUGAUCCUAAAUUUCCUGUAGAGAGUACAGAGCCAUCCUUAAUAUCCUUAGCCUUGGAUCAAAGCCUGAGGGCAGCUGUGCCAGCCUCCUUCCGCAGGGCUCAUGUGCCAGGCAGGGACUGCGCCCGCAGAUGUUGGGGGGAAGCGAUGCCUCCCUCUUCUACAUCUCAGACAGAGCUUUGUUCUGUGAGCUCCCAGCCCGGGGCAGAGUUCAGAGCACAGCUCUGCUUGGCAAGGUGCUGGAGCAGGACAGAAAGACGUGGGUCUCGGCAUCACUGUGGAGAAAUGUUUAUGGAAACGUUCUAUACAGAGAUUACAUAUGGAUUUAAUAUGACAGACGUGAACACUAACAGGUUUCAACAAGGGCAAGAGGAGGAGCUGCUCUCACCACACAGGCUCACCAAGGGAUGUCUCUGGUCUCUGCUGUGUGUAAGAGGCAGGGAUGAAUAAGCCCAGGCACUUCUGAAAUAAAAGAACAAGCUCUUCUCUCUCACAAGCAGGGAUCUGCCCUGGCAUUACUGAAAUCAGUGGAGACGCUCCAAGUUCACAGUGGGUAAAUGAGAGUGUGCCUCAGCCCAAGGGAAUGCAGAACCUGUACAAAAGACAGGGAAAUUCUAGGCCAGUGGAAACCAGGAGCUGAAUAACCAGUUCCCUGCCUCCCUGCUUUUGCCAGCUGAAGCCUCUGAGUCCAGCAAGAAUUCUAGCUGAAAUAUUUGAGCUGUUUCCCGGUGCUCUCAGCUGGAUAUUGGUGCUCUGAUGCCUUCGGUUAUUGGAGCCCUCAGCUGGGGGCAGUGCAAAUAACAACCAUCUGUCAAUCUGAACUGAAAUCAGGGUCUUCUUUCAGAGCCAAGGACAGCGUAGCCUUUAUUGGAAGGAUGCUAAAUUCCUCCUUUGAGGGAGGCUGGAGGAAAGGAAGCUGGGACCUGCCGUACGUACCAUGAGAUGAAGUUGCAUGCAGGCUGUCAGGUCCAAGGGCAAGACUCCGGCUGCUGAACUGUGCCCCUCCUGUGUUAUCAACUGCGUCGGACUGAGCAUCCUGCCUGCUC
This is a messenger RNA of Cuculus canorus (common cuckoo), 6569 nucleotides long. RefSeq names its product transmembrane protein 88B (gene TMEM278). Gene Ontology annotation, molecular function: PDZ domain binding. The record is from RefSeq and is a predicted model, not a curated record. Gene Ontology annotation, cellular component: plasma membrane. The coding region runs from base 1958 to 2497 and encodes 179 amino acids. Lineage: Eukaryota; Metazoa; Chordata; Aves; Cuculiformes; Cuculidae. The transcript has 2 exons.